This is a messenger RNA of Vidua macroura (Pin-tailed whydah), 2264 nucleotides long. It is a transcript of the gene GASK1B, whose product is annotated as golgi associated kinase 1B. Gene Ontology annotation, cellular component: Golgi apparatus. Lineage: Eukaryota; Metazoa; Chordata; Aves; Passeriformes; Viduidae. The transcript has 4 exons. The record is from RefSeq and is a predicted model, not a curated record. The coding region runs from base 142 to 1788 and encodes 548 amino acids.
CCUUAGUGCUGACCACUUUCCCAGGCAUAUCAGUAGCCUCUGUCCAUCACCCAUGCUGGAAGCUACUUGGAAAACGAGAAAUAGAAAUUGGGGAAGGGAAAUGAUGCAUCAUCAUCCUGGCUGGAAUGUACAGAAGACUUUAUGCUGUUUUCAUCAUGUGGAUUCACUAGAGAAAUGACCCCUUUUGAUCAGCCAAGUAAAAUCAAAAACUUCUUUAUUUGCUGCCUGUGGCCCUCACGGCUGCUGAGGCUCUGGACUUGCAGGCGUCCAAGGACAAGGAGGAAUCUGCUAGUGGGCACUGCCUGUGUGAUCUACCUGGGAUUCCUUGUCAGCCAAGUGGGUCAUGUUUUACCACAGCACAAAGGAGGACAUCGAAAGAUCAGUUCCAGGAGUCUCCAAGAUGCAGCUCAAACUCCUUUUCUGGGCAUCCCACUGGAUGGCACCCUGUCACCGCCCAAUUUCCAGGAACCCCAGCUUGGUAGCAAUGGGACCUUGCUGCCACCCAAUGUAGUUUAUAUCACCCUGCGGUCCAAGCGCAGCAAGCCUGCCAACAUCAGAGGCACAGUGAAGCCAAAGCGCAGGAAAAAAAAUGCAAUCCCUUUGUCCUACGGGCAGCACUUUCCAAAAGCCACUUUUAUGGGCUGGGAAGAGGCCUUUGCCCAACAGGCAGGGCAGGCCACACGUGCUGCAGGAACAAAGGGACCAGCGAUCUCUCUGGAGGCAAGAAAGUACCAACUGGAUGAACACAGGCAUAAAGGAAUGACUGUCAGGGAGAGAGGUCACCAGAGACCUGGGAGGAUUUCUGGAGCUGUAAAGGCACAGCUCCAGCCUGAGGAAAGCAAUAUCAGGAUUUAUAGUGAGAGCCCUCCCUCAUGGAUGAGCAAAGAUGACAUCCUAAACAUGCGCAUGCUGGCAGACUCUCCCAUUGAGAGCAUUCAAGAAGUACCUUCGCACAAAGCAGUCCUGGCAGUAUUUGCAAGAGGUCCCAGCACUGUGGGAACUGCUUGUAAUCAGGGACACUGUGGAAUUGUCAGAAGACCUCUCGACAUGAGUGAGGUGUUUGCCUUUCAUUUGGACAGGAUCUUGGGGCUAAACAGGAGCUUACCUUCUGUAAGCAGGAGAUCAGAAUUCUUCCAAGGUGGUCAAGCCUGUCCUAUUAUUCUCUGGGAUUCCUCACUGAGUCCAACAGAUAAUAGUACCCAUUCUUCAGUGAGGUUAACGUGGGGACAAUAUCAGCAGCUACUGAAGAAGAAAUGCUGGCAGAAUGGUAAAGUUCCCAAAACUGAGUGGGGCUGUACUGAAAUUCAUCAUCAUGAAUGGUCCAAGAUGGCACUCUUUGAUUUUCUGUUGCAGAUCUAUAAUCGACUAGACAGAAAUUGUUGUGGAUUCAAACCUCUCAAGGAGGAUUCUUGCAUGCAGCAAGGACUGAAGCUGAAAUGCAAUGAUCAGGAUUCUGUUGACCUGACACACAUCGUUCAGAGAAGGCAUGACCAAAGGCACUUGGCCUUUAUAGACAAUAAGGGUUUCUUUGACAGAAAUGAGGACAAUCUUGACUUCAAAAUACUACAAGGAAUCAAUGAAUUCCCUGCAUCUGCAGUUUCAGUGCUGAGGAGCCAGCGUUUACGUGAGAAGUUGCUCCAGUCUUUGUUCCUUGACAAAAUAUACUGGGAGAGCCAAGGAGGCAGAAAAGGAAUUGAAAAGCUUAUUGAUGUAAUAGAAAGGCGGUCCAAAAUUCUUCUUACUUAUAUAAAUGCACAUGGAGCCAAAGUAUUGCCCAUGAAUGAAUGAAACAGUCUUGUUUCCAUCUGAGAGAAAGUCUUUAAAAAAUGUUUUAUGGGGCAGAAACUGAUGGUAAAAUUGAUUUAAUUCAUAGCAUCAUUUUUUCCCCAAACUUUCAAAUUUACUUUUAAAUAAGAAAUCUUACAUGGUUUAAAAGUAACAUUAAAUGUCAGCUGCAGCUCAACACAAUGUAGUCUCUUCUAUGUCACCAGUGAAAUGAAAAAUAACCAAAUGAUAAUAUGCAGUAAUAUGUAGGUACCAUGAACACUCUUUCUAUUGAAGUGCUUGAAAAUUGGCAACAGGAUUUUCAGUACAUUAGCCUGGAUUGCUCUUACUUCCCUUAUUGAAGUCAGUAGAUUUUAUUGCAAGUUUAAAUGGGAAAAGAGAUGUGUAAGCACUUGAUAUAUUGAUGACACUUGCUGAAACAUAUAUAGUUUAGGAAUUUCUUCUUUUAUUAGGUAUACUAAAAUGCCAACAUUUCCAAG